This is a messenger RNA of Nilaparvata lugens (brown planthopper), 3332 nucleotides long. RefSeq names its product dystrobrevin beta. The transcript is spliced from 16 exons. Gene Ontology annotation, biological process: synaptic signaling. Bases 208 to 2343 code for a protein of 711 amino acids. NCBI's taxonomy places the organism in Eukaryota, Metazoa, Arthropoda, Insecta, Hemiptera, Delphacidae. Gene Ontology annotation, cellular component: synapse; plasma membrane. Gene Ontology annotation, molecular function: zinc ion binding. The record is from RefSeq and is a predicted model, not a curated record.
ACAAAGUCGUCCGAGUGGCUGUCUCCCGUACGUAUAUAUUUAUAUCACGAUCACGAUCACGGACUCACGGUUAGUCUUAGUACCGUAUUGGAAUUGAAAUGUGUUUGACUUUUUGAACUAGUUCCAAAUGUAUUCGAUGGCAAUUUUCUCGACAAUUAAAGAUUGAAACUAGUUUUGAAGAUUAACAAGUUUGAUAGCACAUUCACAAUGAGUGAGGAAAUACCGAAUCAAGGCUCGAGAUUUGCCGAGCAAAGAAUGCAAUUGAUGCAAGAGAUGCGGUGCCAGAACUUUGACAUGAUUCGAUUUGCUUCUUAUAGAACUGCUUGUAAACUGAGAUUCGUUCAGAAAAAGACAAAUCUGAACUCUAUAGACAUUUGGAAUGUGAUCGAAGCAUUUCGCGAGAAUGGGCUGAAUACACUGGAGCCUCAAACUGAGGUUAAUGUUUCUAGGUUGGAAACUCUUGUUUCUAGUCUGUACCAGAACCUCAACAAGCGACUGCCACUCGCCCAGCAAGUGCAUGUCGAGAGUCACUCUAGUCUCCUUCUCAACUGGUUGCUUUCCAUUUACACAUUAGAAACGAUGGGAAGGAUAAGGGUAUUCUCUAUAAAGGUGGCAUUGGCCACUAUGUGUGCCGGAAAACUGAUGGACAAGCUCAGAUAUAUGUUCUCACAACUGUGCGAUGGGAAUGGACAUAUGAUAGCAUGGAAGUUCUCUGAAUAUUUGAGAGAAGUCUUAUGUUUACCAGCAGCUGUUUAUGAAUCGCCAUCAUUCAGUUACAGUGAUCAACUUGCUACUGAUAUUUUCUCGGGGAAUGGGCGUGUUACUGUUAAUGAUUUCAUGGAUGUUAUGAUGUCCGAUCCGGGACCUCAUUGUCUAGUCUGGCUUCCACUACUCCAUAGGCUCGCAAGUGUUGAAAACGUGACUCACGCAACUGUUUGCGAUGCGUGUCUCAGAGAGAAUUUUCAAGGAUUCAGAUAUCGUUGUCAAAAGUGUCAUAGCUUUCAAAUGUGCCAGGACUGUUUUUGGCGAGGCAGAAUAGCUGGAGGACAUGCUGUAGACCAUGACGUCAAGGAGUACACUAGUUAUAAAUCACCCAGCAAGCAGAUUGGACAUUCGCUGAGAAAAUCAUUCCGGUGCGUUCCGGAAAAAGGAAAAGCUAGUAUACCGAGGUUUCCUGAGGAGCCAGAGAAACCUUUGAACCUCUCGCAUAUUGUACCUCCAUCUCCCCUACCAUCUCAUAAUGGUUUUCCUGAAAGUGUGUACAUGGCGAUGGCGUCCCCCUUCGAUAUGGGCUCCAUUGACAGUCGUUCAACUGCUAGGAGUCCUGGUAAAUAUACAAUGGGUGUGGAAUCUUCAAGGCAUGACGAUGAACAUAAACUGAUUGCCAGAUAUGCAGCUAGAUUAGCAGCCGAAGCUAGAUCAGUUGGUAGAACUCCUUCCGAAAGUUCUUUGAGUCUUGAUACAUCCAGGGCUCAAAGGGAACUUAUUUCACAGCUUGAAGCAAAAAAUCGUGAAAUAAUUAAAGAAAUAGCAAGGCUGAGAAGACAACAGGAAAUGGAAUGCGGUUUUGAAGAGAACCCAGCCUUGAUGUCAGAGUUAAGAGCACUGAGACAAAGAAAGGAUGAGCUGGAGAGUCAUCUAAACUCACUGCAAGACUCGCGUCGUCACCUCAUGGUUCAACUAGAGGGACUCAUGAAGCUGCUAAAGAAUCACCAAACGUCACCGCGUUCCACACCCAACUCGUCUCCUCGGUCAACUAAGUCUCCUCCUCCUUCAUCAAGAUCUGCUCCUCCCACUCCUGGAGCAACUUCUGGGCAUGCUGAAUCCUUGCCACUCUCCAAUGACGUCAGAUCUGCGUUUGGAGGCUCUGGUAACAUACUCGGUUCAUCAACUACAUCUCUUGCAAACGCUGUGAAUGCUGCGGCCAAUAACAAUCCGGCUUCACGGAGCCUGCGAAAUGAUCUUCUAGUGGCUGCUGAUUCUGUAACUAAUGCCAUGUCCACUCUUGUGCGUGAACUCAACUCAGAGAGUUCAGAUCCAGAUGAAUCUCCUGGGGAAUCAGCAAUAAGGAAACCCUUAGAUUUUGAGGGGGAUAAUGAGGAAGAAGAAGAAGAUGAGGAUGGGGAAUGGAGAGAUGAAGUCUCGCCAUAUUAUGAUCGAGACUCGAAAUUUGUUCGAGAUUUCCGCAUGAGGACAGAUUUACAAGACUCAUCUGCUGUGAACCAGCAUGUGUCAGAUCGACCAGAAAACAACCCUGAUAGCGACAAGUCCAGGGUGGGAUCAACAGACCUACCCUCAACAACUCAAGGGAUCGACUCGAGUAAGCGGUGGGCUAACAGAUAGAUAAUCAACAUUCUUUGCGUAGCUCUUCCUCUUUGUUCUUAUCGUUUGUUACCGUUUAGCGUUAUUUGUUAUUGAAUAGCUAGCUAUUUGCACGGCUAUACUCUUAUCAACCUGUGAUUGGCUGAUGCCACAACAGUUAUGGGUUCCAUUCCAGUCCCAUGCAUCAUCCAAGAUCCAGGAAGCAAAAUAUAUCAUUAGAUUAUUCAUGCCAAAGUGAACCAAGUCGAAAUUUCAAAUUUUUCAGUAUUGACUGUUGAAAGUAAAUUCCAUUAAAAUAAUUCUAUAUUUAUUAUUUUCUUAUUUUUAUAAUUUAUAAUCAAUUCCUAUAUAUUUCCUAUAUAUACUUUCCUAUAUAAGUUCUUAAAAAUCAUUUAGAAUCAUCGAUUUAUAUACUUUUUAAAUCACUUCAAAGCAUUUCAAACUAGAUUCAAAUCACUUUUAAAUUACUUUUAAGUGAUUGUACAAUGAUUUACAAUGAUUUAAGUGAGCAAAAUUGUGAUUUAUAAACUACUUGAAAAUCUUUUGAAAUCACUUUCAAAUGAUUAAAUAAGUUCUUAAAAAUCAUUUAGAAUCAUCGAUUUAUGUACUUUUUAAAUCACUUCAAAGCAUUUCAAAGUAGAUUAAAAUCACUUUUAAAUUACUCUUAAAUCACUCUACAAUGAUUUACAAUGCUUUAAGUGAGCAAAAUUAGGAUUAAUAAACUACUUCAAAUCACUUUAGAAAUGAUUGAAUAAGUUCUUCAGAAUCAUUCAAAAUCAUUGACAUAUAAUCUACUUUAUAGAAUAAAUAGAAUAUUCAGCUGGAUGUGAAAAAAUUACAUAACUUCAAAAUUGAUGAAUAAAUCCUUUACUUUAACAUUCACAUCUUAUAUAUCACUAACUAGAAUUAAAUUUUCUCAAAAGUAGUAAAGCGUUGCGACGAAUUGUACUUUAUGGCUGGAGUUCCAAAUUAAAAUUGUCAAGUGUCUCGUCUUCAUUGACUUCAGCAGA